CGAAAAUAAUUUAGUGAAACAUAUUAGCUCUGUUUAUCAAAGAGGAAAUGGAGGGAAAACUUAAUGUUUUGAUUUUGAGGGAAACAUCCGGACGAUUGUAAAGAUAUAUUUUUAUGAAUUUUACCCACCUUUAUGUAUUUUAAAAUAUGUUAGAGAAGCGAUCGAGUCGGAAGAAUAUUAGUUAUGCAUCAGCAUUUGGAAAUGAAGAUAGUGGUGAUGAAGACUUUAGACAGAGCAAGGUUCCUCCUUCUAAAAGAUCUAAACCUAGUGCUGAAGAGAAAUCUAAAAAAUCUAAUUCACAAUCCAGUUCUUGUGGAGAAGGAAAAUCUAAACAAAAGAGGAAGAAAUUGGAUGACAAACUGUUUGAACGAGAACUUAAGUUGGCAAUGGAGAUGUCUAUGCAGGAAAUUGGCACCGGCUUGAAAGAAGAACCUGAGAACAAGGAUGCUAGCGAUUUUCAAGACACCUCACUGAAGAAUUCUGCAGCAGAGCGAGUUGAGUCUUUGAAAUUAUCUCGACAUGACAUUCAUUCACCACCAAAAUCUCCUUCCCACAUGGCCCCUCCAUUAUUGCACAAAGAAAUUGAGGAAUGCAUCCCCAAGAAUUCUGUUAAACAAUCUGCCAUGCCUUGUAAGUAUAAUUCUAUUUAA
Messenger RNA from Octopus bimaculoides (California two-spot octopus), 650 nucleotides. RefSeq lists its product as uncharacterized. NCBI's taxonomy places the organism in Eukaryota, Metazoa, Mollusca, Cephalopoda, Octopoda, Octopodidae. Gene Ontology annotation, molecular function: single-stranded DNA binding; double-stranded DNA binding. The record is from RefSeq and is a predicted model, not a curated record. Gene Ontology annotation, biological process: double-strand break repair via homologous recombination; interstrand cross-link repair.